AUGGUCAAGCAGAGCUCCUUUCUGAGCCCCGAUUUCGAAUCCAUUCAGGAACUCGAAAAUGAAACUUGGUACCACGGUGCUCUUCCUUUAGAAGAUGUUGUUUGUUUGAUCCCAGAACGUGGCGAUUUCCUAUUAAGAGCGCUUGAAGCCGAAGGAGGACGAGGGCCUAUGCCAUGCUUGACGGUUCGCGUCGAGAAUCACAUCAAAGACUUUCCCUAUUCACGCAGCUCAACAACAAAACAUCCCAUUCUUCACCAUAGAUGGCGUGAACAAAGCACCCAGCGCUAUUGCUGUUGUACAGUAAGUAUAGCUCCGUUAUCUGAGUGGUCCUAUCAUGGACCAUAG
Molecule: messenger RNA, 345 nt
Organism: Cooperia oncophora
Lineage: Eukaryota; Metazoa; Nematoda; Chromadorea; Rhabditida; Trichostrongylidae
Source: the annotation of a GenBank genome assembly